Racocetra persica is the source of this 1223-nucleotide messenger RNA. The record is from the annotation of a GenBank genome assembly. NCBI's taxonomy places the organism in Eukaryota, Fungi, Glomeromycota, Glomeromycetes, Diversisporales, Gigasporaceae.
UAAAUGAUAUGUUUCACGCAAAUCCGACAAGUGAGAGUCAGGCCUGGGAAUUUAAACACCCUGAAUUUCGUCGUGGGCAUCUCGAUGCUUUACAAAAGAUUAAGCGUAAAAGCUCAAAACAUCAACCAUCCAAUAUUAAUAAUAAAAGUUUAUCUAGUACUGGUGCUGGACAAAAUCCAUCAUCAGAUAUUAAUGCCGCUAAUGUUCGAGAUGAAAAGAUUGAAUACUUAACAAAUCAGAUGGCAGAGAUAGCGGAGAGAAUGCGUCAAAUGAACGAAAAUUAUAGUUUGCUUUAUGCUGAAACCGUUUCAUGUCGAAUGCAACAAUCGAAGCACGAAAAGGUAAUUACUGAUAUUGCAAAUUUUCUUUCAUCAAUAUUACGUGAAGAAGAAUCUAAUGAUCCAAGAAAUUUGAAACGAAAAUUUGAUGUGGAUUGUAUACAAGCAGAAAUAGCCAAAUUUGGGCAAGGUGAUAUACCACCCUCCCCUCAUCCUCCUAUGAUGCAAUUUUCUCCCCAUUACUAUAGAGAAGGAAUGCACCCAACUCGUUCAAUGUCAACUCCACAACCUAUGGUUGGAGUUGAGUCUACUUCCUCUUCACAUCAUUCUUCACAGAUGUCUGAUGUUGAUUACCGCUCAUCAUCAUUCUUGGGCUCGCAAUCUCUUCAUAGAUCGCCCACUAAAAUUCCGUCAUCUAGUCCCUUAUCCAUGUUACCGGAAUUACCACCAUUUACACAUCAUAAAUUUCAACCUAGUAAUAAUUAUCUUCGGCAUCGUUCUCCCGAGCCGAUAUCGAAUGCGUGCCCUAGUGAUGAAUCAAGAUCUUCAUCUAUGGACGCUUCUUACAAAUCAUCAUCUAUGCAAUCUGCAAGCUCUAAUUCUUCACAAACCACACAGAAAUUUUCACAUUCUGGUCGUUCAUCAACACAUCCACCGCAUAUGCAAUCUGCGAGUACACCAAGUCGACGGGCGUCGCAACCUACUACUUCUUUAAGUUUUGGAUCUGAUAGCAAUCUAUUAAAUCCAUCCGAAACCAACAGAUUUAAAGAUAAUAAUUCAUCUACAAUACCAAAAUCGCAAAGUGCCACAUCUUCAUCUCCUACUUCCUACAGUAAACCUGAAAAUCCAAUUAUUGCCAAUCCUACGACAACACAACAACGGCCACCUCCAUUACCUGAUCCUCCGGACAAUGAAACGGAACAUAAACGUCGCAAGAAAAAUUAA